AACAACAUCUCUGCAUAAAAGCGAUCCACUAUACUACUUUCAGAUAUGUUCAAUUCAGCUCAGAGAAUUUGGUCAAGUUACACAAAGUAGUUCAUCAUAAGGUUUAAUUAAACCCAACAAAGCCAAACACCAAAACCAGUCUCUGUAGCAUACGAUUCUCCUGUUUAGAAGUCUUUUUUCUUUUUCUUCCACGAAGAAGAGUUAGUAAAGCAUGGAUCCACUGACGGUACAUGGGCAUUCACUUACCUCUCCAUUCCAUCUGAGAGAUUUCAAUCUUCACCACCAACAGCAAGAACAACAACACCAGUUCCACCAGCAGCAGAAUUCGGAAGAUGAACAAAGUGGAAGCAGCAGCGGCCUCAGGAAACGUGAUGGGGAUGAGAACAACAGCAGCAACGAUGCCCAGGACCUCAUAACCGGUGGAGAAGGAGAGAUCACGAGAAGGCCACGCGGCAGGCCGGCCGGAUCCAAGAACAAGCCCAAACCGCCAAUCAUCAUCACCAGGGACAGCGCUAACGCGUUACGCACCCACGUUAUGGAAGUAGGAGACGGAUGCGACAUCGUCGAAAGUGUAGCCACAUUUGCUCGAACACGUCAGAGAGGGGUUUGCAUAAUGAGUGGGACCGGCACGGUCACCAACGUAACCCUCCGGCAACCGGCAUCCCCCGGUGCAAUCGUCUCCUUACAUGGCCGAUUUGAGAUAUUAUCACUUUCGGGAUCUUUCUUGCCCCCGCCAGCACCGCCUGCGGCGACAGGGCUAACCAUAUAUUUAGCUGGUGGACAGGGGCAGGUUGUGGGUGGGAGUGUUGUUGGGACGCUGACUUGUUCAGGUCCGGUGGUAAUUAUGGCUGCUUCCUUUAGCAACGCCGCAUACGAGCGGCUUCCUUUGGAGGAGGAAGAGACGCAGCCGCCAAUGCAAGGCGAUGCACUGGGGUCACCUGGUGCAGUUGGAGGACAACAGCAGCAGCAACUACAAGCAAUGGCGGAGUCAAAUGCGCCUCUUUUUCAUGGAAUGCCACCCAAUCUUCUCAACUCUAUUCAAUUACCAACGGAGGCAUUCUGGGCUAAUGGCGGUCGCCCACCAUAUUAGCUCACAGACGGGUAUUAUUAUGGGUUAAUUUAGCUUCAUCUUCAGGUUUACACAAAACUUGAUAGCUAGAAAAUGAAAUUAAUUUGGGUUUGUUGAGCAGUACAUUUCAUGGUUAGUACUUUGUUUAUGUUGGUUCUAUUUCGACUUUGAUGAGUAGAGGUAGAUUGUUAAUUAGGAGCGUGUUGAUUGAGAAUGACUGUAAAUUAUCAUCAUGGAUAUUUUUGGUGUGUUUGAUGAUUUCAUGAGAAUAAGUUUCUUCAUUCUAU
Rubroshorea leprosula is the source of this 1356-nucleotide messenger RNA. NCBI's taxonomy places the organism in Eukaryota, Viridiplantae, Streptophyta, Magnoliopsida, Malvales, Dipterocarpaceae. The record is from the annotation of a GenBank genome assembly.